Messenger RNA from Trichomycterus rosablanca, 651 nucleotides. It is a transcript of the gene nog2, whose product is annotated as noggin 2. NCBI's taxonomy places the organism in Eukaryota, Metazoa, Chordata, Actinopteri, Siluriformes, Trichomycteridae. The record is from RefSeq and is a predicted model, not a curated record. Gene Ontology annotation, biological process: dorsal/ventral pattern formation; negative regulation of BMP signaling pathway; negative regulation of cell differentiation. The coding region runs from base 1 to 651 and encodes 216 amino acids. The transcript has a single exon.
AUGCGAUACGUCGGCCCGUGCACACUGCUCGCCCUGCUCCUGUUGCGCCUGUGCACCUGCCACCCCGGCGCCCACCGCAACGUCCGCGUGCGCCCGUCGCCCAGCGACCACCUGCCCAUCCCGGACCUCAAAGAGGACCCUAAUCCGGAGUACGACCCGCGAGAGCAGGACCUCUCCGAGGUCCCUCUGCGCAAGAAGUUAGGCAGCAGCUUCGACGCCGACUUCAUGUCCGUGAGCGUUCCCGGGCAGCUCAACGCCACUGCAUUCCCAGCGUCCCCCCAGGCCCCGAGCGGCGCCAUGCCGGCCGAGAUCAAGCGGCUGGACCUGGCGCAGACUCCCUACGGGCUGCGCGUCAAGGUGGGCAAGAAGGCGCGGCGGAAGUUCCUGCAGUUCUUGUGGACGCACACGCACUGCCCGGUGCUCUACACGUGGAAGGACCUGGGCGUGCGCUUCUGGCCACGCUAUGUCAAGGAGGGGCACUGCUUCACCCAGCGCUCCUGCUCGCUCCCCGAGGGCAUGUUCUGCAAACCGGUCAACUCCGUCACCAAGACGUUCCUGCGCUGGUACUGCCAGGGCUUCCUGCCGCAGAAGUACUGCACAUGGAUCCCCGUGCACUACCCCAUCAUCUCCGAGUGCAAGUGCUCCUGCUGA